Messenger RNA from Punctularia strigosozonata HHB-11173 SS5, 1756 nucleotides. RefSeq lists its product as uncharacterized. The coding region runs from base 1 to 1329 and encodes 442 amino acids. The transcript has 3 exons. NCBI's taxonomy places the organism in Eukaryota, Fungi, Basidiomycota, Agaricomycetes, Corticiales, Punctulariaceae. The record is from RefSeq and is a predicted model, not a curated record.
AUGGGCAUCCCUGUCUCUCCUAGGUCCGACUCUUCCGCUCAGGAGAGCUUCACUUCACUUCCUCAGUACGGCUUUGGAACGGAGCUGGCCUUCGACAAGCUCGUACAGAACAACCCGUUCCUGUUCCGCGUAUACACUCCGAAGGCACAGUCACCAUUCUACGAUCCCACUGAGCCCUUUUUUGUCGGGCAGAAAUUCGCCCAUGAUGAACAAGACGAUUACUUCUCUAUUCCCGUACGUGCGAAGGGCGACUCUCCCGAGUCGAUCGCUUCCACCUCCACAUCUGCGGGCAGCUCCUACGCAGACGCAGCCAGGCACCUCGAUUGGACGACGAGGAAUACAUCACCGUACAUAUCGACGUCGUUCAGCUUUGCAUGGGCGGUUUGGGAGGCCGCCAGACGAUACCAGAACAAUGUGAAGCACGACGUGCAUAUCGCAGUGAUCGACGCCCGAGCCCUGGUCGGUCGAGCUGUGACUGCGUUAUCGCUGCUUCGCGAGGGUGCUCCGUCCGAGCGCCAUAAGGAUCAUUGGAAGUGGUACAGAUUCGCAUCGGAGGCACAGGACGUGCUUGUCUUCGGGACAAUACCCGGCGAUGCUGUCUUGGCAUCCAUGCCUUUACUCAAGAUCCUAGACAAACUUCCGAGCUACUUCCUGCGCCCGGACGGCAAGGUCGACUCCGCAGAAAAAGACAGCUCUCUAUUCUCGCGGCUCGCCUGGGACCACUACACGAAGCCGAGCUUCAAGCAAUUCUCCCAGGAUAUGUCCGACCAGUUUUCGCGUCUUCCUGCGGAACUCCGCGUUCGCGAGACCACGGCAGGAUCCGUGCGCCUCGCCGCCGCUUUGCUCCAGGACUGGUACCAUCAGUCGGUCAUAACGGACACCGAGAAGGUGAUGUCCACGAUUAUAGAGCUGGCGCUCGUAAUCGCGCAGUGGCCCGCGCAGUGGUGGGUUCGCGAGCGUGCGGCAGACAUUCGGGAGCUGGUCCGAGGUACCGCCAAGCUGGUCGUCGAAGAGGUCAAAGAAACAAGACGAGUGGCAGCGCUGAAGGAGGUUGAGCGUCUGCAGGAUGUCGUGGCUGACGUGGAACGCAUGGCUACCGCCUACUACAAGGAGGAGGCCCCAGCCCAGAAACCACCAAGAUCCAUCCCCCCUUCGUCCGAACCCAUCACUACACGUCCUCACCCUGCACAGGGGCCGACUCGGGCGCCCCCGCAGUCGAAGUCGCGCGGCAUCGCGUCCACGAUCCUCGCGGGUGUUUGGUUCGGCACGGUGCUGUCGCUCUCCGUAUUCUCGUCGCCGAGAUGGGAGCUCGCCAACCACCUCACCUAGAUGUAGCGUUGCGCCUUCUGUGACCGCUACAUCACAACCCCAUUCCGGUUGCCCAGAAGAUUGCCAGCGUCGGCCCCGCCUGUCGUAUGGCCUGCCUGUUUGAAUCAUCGGACCAUAUGGACGGCCGACAGUGUCUGUCAGGCAGGACGUACAAGACGAUGGGGGCUUCACUUCCUGCUCGUGACCACGUAGCAUCGCAUCUGUGCUGGCAUCGAUCGCACGGGAGCUCGAACAAAUGGCAUCUCGGGUGGACGGAAUCUCGAGACUCAAGCAGGGUCAUAAUGGCCCUUGUAGUUUUACGUAUUUUCUAUCCUUUUUAUAUCGAUUUAUACCGACAUUUCCUGUUGUCGUUUGUGUCUAGAACUGUUGUACUUAUAUGCUGUAUGCACCAUGUACUGUAUCGCUAUGCUUUUCGCCUAUGCGUUCC